This is a messenger RNA of Lingula anatina, 1839 nucleotides long. RefSeq lists its product as uncharacterized. NCBI's taxonomy places the organism in Eukaryota, Metazoa, Brachiopoda, Lingulata, Lingulida, Lingulidae. Gene Ontology annotation, biological process: regulation of transcription by RNA polymerase II. Gene Ontology annotation, molecular function: RNA polymerase II transcription regulatory region sequence-specific DNA binding; DNA-binding transcription factor activity, RNA polymerase II-specific. Gene Ontology annotation, cellular component: nucleus. The record is from RefSeq and is a predicted model, not a curated record.
CGCUAUCAGCCAUUAGAGCUCACUUAGACAGUGUUAGGUUGAGUUGUUAGGGCUAAGUACUAAGUGCUUAAUGAAGUUGAAUAUUAAAACCGGAUGGUGGAAAGGAAUUUGAACACCAGUGCAAUAACAUCUUUCAAGCCAUAAUGGCAACGGGUCAAGCCUCUCAGCUGAUAAUACCAAUACCUCCAAACUGGAUCAACAUUGGCAAAGAACUAGAAAGAUGGAAUAGCCUCAAAUUUGAACUCCAGCAAGACUCCAAUGAGAAGUUGGCCAAACUUCUCAUGGAUGUGUAUAACAAUUACAAACCACUUACAACACUAUGCAAGAAAAUGGAAGGAACAUCCUCAGAUAGUGAUGAGGGAGAUGUGGAUGAUGAUGAUGAUGAUGACCUUGAGAUCUCCACCAAAGGGCCACAUGAAGCAGAUCAUGACCUUUCUAGCAGUCUUAAUACCCUUGACACCAGGUGGCAGCACAAGGCAUACUAUUUAAAGCCCAUUACUCUAAAUUCAGUUGGCACGAGCAAGCAGCUCGUGUCUCUUAGCAAACGCAAACAAAUCGAGUCAAAUAAAGAGGCAGAUAAACAGCGCAUAUCUUCUGCCGGAGGGCGGUCUCAGCUGAAUAAAAACUUAAGGAAUGCAGAUCGUUCUGACGUAAGAGGGCAGCUCAGAUCUGCUCUGCAAGGUGUGGUUGCCAAAGACGCACCUGAUCACACUGAUAAUAGGGAAACUGACAUUUCUUUGGAUCAUGACUAUUUGAAUAACCUUCCCAACCAAGGAGAAAUGGGUAAACCAAAUAUGGGUGAAGUCUCUGAGGUCGAUGUGAUAAAAAAUGAACCCUGCAUGACUGAUAGCGAUAGUAAUGACAGCAAAGUGGGGAGUGAAUCAGAGGGCGAAAGUGAUGUGAAAAGCGAGCAGAGUAUUGUCAAGAAUGAAGAGGCAACCAUCUACAUCUGUGAGAUUUGUUGUGCUAACUUCACAUCUGAAGAUGUUUUCUCUAAACAUCAAUUAACCCAUUUAAAAGACAUGAGUUCAUGUAGGUACUGCGACGAGACAUUCCCAUACAAAAGAAUUCGGGACGCCCAUGAAAGAACCCAUAGUGCUUACACCCCCAAUAUGUGUCAGUACUGUGGUAGAAUGUAUCGUCAAAGAGCAGAAUGUGUGAAACACGAAGUAUUAGUGCACUCGGCUGAAAAACCUUAUUACUGUAAAUGUUGCAAUAAGGGGUUUUUGUCCGAAAGUGGGGCAAGGUACCACAAGAAGAUGCUUCAGAACAAGGUGAAGAAACCACACCUCUGCCAGUUUUGUUCCAGAAGAUUCUCAGUCAAAGCAGAGCUUGAGAUGCACGAGAGGAGACACACUGGAGAAAAACCAUACACGUGUCGCAUCUGCGGUAAAACCUUCAGCAGGAAAGACUCCGUCCUGUUCCACGUGCGAUCUCACACGGGAGAGAGACCGCACCAGUGCCGAUUUUGUGAGAAAGCCUUCAAACGGCACGUUUCGCGUCUGAAACAUGAAAAGGCCAUGCACAAGAAGAAGCCCAAGCACCAGUGCCCGCACUGUCCCGAGGGUUUCAAAUCCAAAAAAGACCUCCGCAACCAUGAGGUGUUGUCACACAACUGAAAGAGAUUUCCACUCUUGCAGUUUGUGCAAGGAGGGUUUUUAUUAAGGGAAAGAUGCGUAGAGCUACAUAUGAAAGAAACACACCAUAAAUUAUUGAAAUGAAGCACACCACAGUGGGUUUUUCAAUGCCGGUAUAUUUAAAGGAAUAACAACUUUUCAUGUUAGAUUUAAAAGUCUACAAUAAAUACAUUGUAAGCAACACACAGAAAUAGACAAAAAA